CGUCUCAAGUUGGCAACAAUGCAGUUUGUUCAGUCUUGCCAUCGUAACUGCACAAAAAAAAUAAACAAAAAAAUUCAGUUCCAUAAAGUGGAUUUUUUUAUAUAUUUUUCAAUAAAAUUCGACAUAACGUUUAGUUGUAAAUUACUGAAUUAAUGACGUUUAGGUUUUUAAUCAUUUUAUUCGGUACUGAUUACUUUAUCCUGUGAUCUAUAUUUUAUAAAGUUAUCCUAAAAGAAGAAUUAAACUGGUAUUAUUACAAUUAAAAAGAAGCAAAAUGACUUUAGAAAGCUCGCAACCAUUACUAUCAUCAAAGCACAGAAGAGAUCUUGAUAUAAUAUCUCGUUAUGGAUUUUUUAUUCUAAUGUUAUUAUGCAUGCUUUUUGCAUCAGUGCAACCUAGAAUAGGUGGUGCAAAUGGAGUAAUUAAUGGAAACAUUAUUGUAUGGUAUUUAGCAGUGCCAAUAACGUAUUUUGAAGCCGGCCUGAUUUGUAGCCCUAAAGCAUUAUACUCUGUACUCUGUGAUGGAUAUCUCAUAGCAUUUGUCAUGGCUUUCAUGUAUAUUUUAAUGCCUCUUUUAGCUAGAGUUGCAAGUUGUCUAUUAAUUUAUGUUAAUGUUAACAUAUGGCUUUUGAAAGGGAUGGAGAUUUUUUACUGUAUGCCACCUCCAUUUAAUGUAAGUUUUGCUCUAAGUCGUUUAGCAAAUGCUGAUUUAGCAACAAGUAUCAUAACGACUUUGAUCUGUCACUUGGGAGGACUUUUAAUAUCUCCAUUUCUGCUUUAUUUUAUGUUAGGAGCAUCCACUCCUCCUCUUGUAGGAAUUAACCUUGGAGAAAUAAUUUAUAGUACCUUAGUGCCUUUAAGCCUUGGAAUAGUUUUUCGGACAUUAAUCCCCAAGUUAGAUUCCUACUACAAUGGCCUUCAAACAAAUUGGAUACCUUUAGGAUUGUUGCUAGUGACGGCCUUCCAUUGGUUCUGUGAUGCAAUUACUGCUGAUUCUGCUUCUCUUCAAGCCCUAGAUGUUUUACUCUGUGUAUUAAUUGCAUGCCUGGGACAAAUGUUGAUAGCUGGACUCUGUUGGAUGCUCUGUUCUCAAUGGCUCUCAAGGAAUGUUCUCUUAGCUGCAUUAUUCACAAGCACAAAUAAGUCCGUAGGCCUUGGAGGAUGGGUGAUCCGUGGAGCGUAUCAUGGAUCGUCUCAUAGUACUGCUGUUAAUUUACCAAUGGCAAUUUUGCCAGUAGCCCAAUUACUUUUAGGAAGUCUUUUAGCCUGUUGGGUUUCUCCAUGACGAAGGGUUUAUACCAAAAAGAAUGAUUCGAAUGAAAUAAUCAAAAGUACUUCGCCUAACAAAGGAGCAGUCGUCGUUGAUAUUAAUGAAUAAUGGAUCAAAAAUCAGAGCUUUUUACUAGAUAUUUUCAGUAUUAAUCAUUUUAACGAUCAUGAUUAAUAAUUAAAUGGAUCUUAUAAUAAUUGAAAAAUAUUUUA
This is a messenger RNA of Chelonus insularis, 1482 nucleotides long. Its product is annotated as sodium/bile acid cotransporter 7-like. The coding region runs from base 275 to 1285 and encodes 336 amino acids. The transcript has 6 exons. Gene Ontology annotation, cellular component: plasma membrane. The record is from RefSeq and is a predicted model, not a curated record. Lineage: Eukaryota; Metazoa; Arthropoda; Insecta; Hymenoptera; Braconidae.